AUGGUGGCCACCUGCCUGCACCUGGCUGGAUUUGUCUGCAGUUUUAUAGGGUGGAUUGGGGUGGUAGUGGCAACGGCCACCAAUGACUGGGUGGUGACUUGUGGCUACACCAUUACCACCUGCAGGAAAAUGGAUGAGCUGGGAUCCAAAGGGCUGUGGGCAGACUGUGUCAUGGCAACAGGUCUCUAUCACUGCAAGCCCCUCGUGGACAUCCUCAUCCUGCCAGGGUACGUCCAAGCGUGUCGAGCACUGAUGAUCGCCGCCUCCGUCCUGGGGCUUCCUGCAAUCUUCCUGCUGAUCACUGUCCUGCCCUGCAUCCGGAUGGGCCACGAGCCUGGAGCUGCCAAGUACAGGAGGUCCCAGCUGGGAGGGAUCCUCAUCAUUCUCCUGGCCAUGUGUGGUGUCGUUGCGACCAUCUGGUUUCCUGUCUGUGCCCACCGUGAGACCACCAUCAUGAGCUUCGGCUACUCCCUGUACACAGGCUGGAUUGGCUCUGCCCUCUGCCUCUUUGGUGGCUGUGUCAUCGUCUGCUGCUCAGGAGACGCCCAGACAUUUGGUGAAAACCGUUUCUACUAUGCCUCGGGCUCCAGCUCCCCUACCCACGCAAAGAGCGCUCAUGUGUAA
This is a messenger RNA of Indicator indicator, 624 nucleotides long. RefSeq names its product claudin 11 (gene CLDN11). Lineage: Eukaryota; Metazoa; Chordata; Aves; Piciformes; Indicatoridae. The transcript is spliced from 3 exons. The record is from RefSeq and is a predicted model, not a curated record. Gene Ontology annotation, biological process: bicellular tight junction assembly; cell adhesion. Gene Ontology annotation, cellular component: plasma membrane; bicellular tight junction. Gene Ontology annotation, molecular function: structural molecule activity. Bases 1 to 624 code for a protein of 207 amino acids.